Chanos chanos (milkfish) is the source of this 2698-nucleotide messenger RNA. It is a transcript of the gene stxbp2, whose product is annotated as syntaxin binding protein 2. Lineage: Eukaryota; Metazoa; Chordata; Actinopteri; Gonorynchiformes; Chanidae. The record is from RefSeq and is a predicted model, not a curated record. The transcript has 19 exons. The coding region runs from base 24 to 1835 and encodes 603 amino acids. Gene Ontology annotation, biological process: vesicle-mediated transport.
UUCAACAACGCGGAAGUGUCAAGAUGGCUCCGAGUGGACUUAAAGCACUUGUAGGAGAGAAGAUCCUUAACGGAGUUAUCAAGAGCAUUAAGAAAGAUGGAGAGUGGAAGGUGCUCAUCGUGGAUCACCUGAGCAUGCGGAUUCUGUCGUCAUGCUGUAAAAUGUCUGACAUCAUGGCAGAAGGUGUCACAAUUGUGGAGGACAUCAACAAACGCCGGGAGCCCAUCUCUAGCCUGGAGGCCAUUUAUUUCAUCGCUCCUGUGCCAAAGGUAAGAGCGUUGAAUGUGUGGAAACAUCUACAGUCAGUUCGGGCUCUGAUCGGUGACUUCAAAGAGACAGCCUUCACAUACAAGGCAGCUCACGUCUUCUUUACAGACACUUGUCCUGAUGGUCUUUUUGCCGAGAUUGGAAGAUCAAGGGUUGCCCGGGUUGUCAAGACCCUGAAGGAAAUUAACGUGGCUUUCCUACCAUAUGAGUCACAGGUGUUUUCUUUGGAUGACCCCAGCUCUCUUUAUGCCCUGUACAGUCCUAAACAGACCAACCUAGAGGAUAAGAACAGAUUAAUGGAAGCUAUGGCCGAGCAGAUAGCCACCCUCUGUGACACGCUGAAGGAGUAUCCUGCUAUCCGUUACCGCCAAGGCUCGACGGAGACUCUUGCACUGGCUGAGAUGGUUCUGGAUCGUCUGAACGCUCAUAAAGCUGACAACCCCAGUAUGGGGGAGGGCACAGAUAAAGCACGCUCUCAGCUGCUGAUUGUGGACCGUGGUUAUGACCCCAUUUCCCCCAUCUUGCAUGAGCUCACCUUUCAGGCCAUGGCUUACGACCUGUUGGAUAUCGAACAGGACAUCUACAGGUAUCAGUCAACGGGCAUUGGAAACGCCAAAGAGAAGGAGGUGUUGCUGGAUGAGGACGAUGAGCUCUGGGUUCAGCUGAGACACAUGCACAUUGCUGACGUUAGCAAGAAAGUGACAGAACUGCUGCGCAGAUUUUGCGAGAGCAAGAGGAUGACUACGGACAAGGCCAAUAUAAAGGACCUCUCUCAAAUGCUGAAGAAGAUGCCCCAGUACCAGAAGGAGCUUAGUAUGUACUCCACUCAUCUGCACCUGGCUGAUGCCUGCAUGAAGAAAUACAGAGAAUCACUCGACAAGCUUUGUGAAGUUGAGCAGGAUUUGGCUAUGGGGACAGAUGCAGAGGGAGAACCCCUGAAAGAUCCAAUGAAAAGCAUUGUUCCUGUCCUCCUCAACGCCGAUAUUCAGCCCUACGACAAAAUCCGCAUCAUCCUACUCUACAUUUUCCACAAGAAGAAGGGUAUCGGUGAGGAGAACCUGACCAAACUCAUCCAGCAUGCCAACGUACAGCAGGACAGCAACAUCAUUACCAACAUGCAACACUUGGGCUGCCCUAUCAUUGCAGGGGGCCCAAAUUCCGGUAAAGGUUUUCCGGAAAGGAAGGAGCGCACAGAGACGACGUAUCACACCUCCCGGUGGACGCCCAUCCUCAAAGACGUGAUGGAGUACGCUAUUGAAGACAAGCUAGACAGGAAACAGUGGCCUUUCCUCUCAGAUCCAGCACCCAUCACCACCACAACAACAGCUGUCAGUGCAAGGUUUGGACACUGGCACAAAAACAAGACUGCCACUGAGUACCGCAGUGGACCACGACUGAUCAUCUUUGUGAUUGGUGGAGUGGCACACUCUGAAAUGCGCUCGGCCUAUGAGGUGACCCGUGCCACUGACGCCAAAUGGGAGGUCCUGAUUGGUUCAUCUCACAUCCUCACGCCAACAAGCUUCCUGAAUGAUCUGAAAAAUCUGGACCAGUCUGACCAGUCUUCUUGAGCAAGCCUCCCAGUGCCUGCCUGGAAGACAGCCUAGAAGAUGAAAAACUAUGGCGAAGUCACAGUGUAACAGUUCUGACCUCUGUCCAUAGCAAGAGUGAUCCACAGUUGUCUUUCCUUGAGUAAAUGAGCACGUUUCACAAUUUUAGAUCAAACUGGAAGAGGUGAACUCACUGAUUAUCAGCUGUCCUUAAAGAUAUAUUUUUCCUUCAUUUUAAAUUGCCGAACUUAAACUUAUGGUGUACAUAUUCAUCCCGUGGUCUUGAAAGAUAUUUAAUUUAAAUGACAUAAAUGAAGAUAAGUCUGUGUGCCUUACAAUUGCCUUUCAAAUAAAUGACGAUAUUUGCUGCUUCUUUAUAUGGAUGUCUUCUCUGCCUGCUGCCAGUGUUCUAGAAACCACUGUGUACUGUAUGUGACACAAAUUAAAAUGGUAUCUAAGAUUCCCACGAAGAAUGUAAUUCUCACUGUUACACUUUACUGUUGUUUAUUUUUCCUCUUUUUUAUAUACACUCAGCUCACUGUAUAUUGCUUAGUCUGCACAGGCAAGACUUUCGUGUAUUUAAAGGAAGAGGGAAUCCACACAGUAGCCCAGAUAUAUUUGCUUGUACUCCAUCGAUGAGCUGAUCAUGUCUGUGAAUGAACCUUUGAAAUGUUUUCUUUUUUUUGUCUCCUCGUAUAUAAAAAUUGGUGUUGUUUUUUUUUUCCACUAGAUAGACUUGAUCUCAAUCAAAAUUGGUCAUUAUCCAGAAUUCUGCACUUCUUAGUAUGUUACUUCAUUUGUAGAUUUGGGUGAACCUUAUCUGUUUGGGUCUUAUUUUUGUUUGUAUUUUGUCUCUUUGUUCAAUCUUACAAAUAAACUAAAUG